AGUGGCAAAGAGAAAAUGGGAUUGACUGUUCCUGGCAGCAAUGGCUGCCUUUCGAUUUACCCACUUGAAAAAAAUGAUGGGUUUUUGCUCAAAAAGAGAUCUUUUGUCAAUCUCAUGUUCUCCAAGAACAAGAAGUUGAAGAUGGAUAGAAUCAAAUGCCAAGGUACUGGGGAAAGUACUACAGACAAUAAGGUCUUAUUGAGGUACAAGAGCAAAGUAGAAGAUUACAACACAGCUAUGAAGAGGAUGAUGAGGAAUCCAUACGAGUAUCAUCAUGAUCUUGGCAUGAACUACACUCUUAUAACCGAUAAUUUGAUCGUGGGUUCCCAGCCUCAGAAACCUGAAGAUAUAGAUCAUCUGAAACAGGAAGAGAAUGUGGCAUAUAUUCUGAACCUACAACAGGAUAACGAUGUUGAGUAUUGGGGUAUUGACUUGCAGUCUAUCAUCAAGAGAUGUGCAGAACUUGGAAUCCGCCAUAUGAGAAGGCCUGCGAGAGACUUUGAUCCGGAUUCAUUGAGGAGUCAAUUACCUAAAGCCGUUUCAUCGUUGGAGUGGGCAAUAUCUGAGGGAAAAGGCAGAGUUUAUGUGCACUGUACUGCUGGAUUGGGAAGGGCACCUGCUCUUGCAAUUGCUUACAUGUUCUGGUUUUGUGGCAUGAAUCUUAAUACAGCAUAUGAUACUUUAACUUCGAGGAGACCGUGUGGACCUAAUAAGAGAGCUAUCCGUGCAGCUACUUACGAUUUGGCUAAGAAUGAUCCAUGGAAGGUACCAUUUGAGGAUCUUCCAGAGCAUGCUUUUGAAGAUAUAGCCGAUUGGGAGAGGAAUCUGAUUCAAGAACGCGUACGUUCCUUACGUGGAACUUAAGAAUAUCAGCUUCUUUGGUCUGCAUUUCUACAGAAGUUGGAAACAAAAUAAAGCAACUUUGGCUGAGUAUGAGAAUAAUGAGGAUACAAAUUCGCCGAAAUGCUCCAAUCUAGAACUGGUGAGGAAAGAACAAAUUAUUGUGCAACUAUUGAAGGAAAAUUUUCUCAUUCAAUAUUUAUAACUAGAAGUAUGUACGAGUGGCCAUGUAUUGGCCCUAUCGGUACCAUUGAAUUUGCUCAAAAAGAAUAGCUCACCAUUCCUCCAAAUUUCACUUGUAUUGUUUCUUACAGCAAAACCAAAACUUCAAGUUGUUUUUCUGCGGCUUUCAAGAGGUGGAAACAGCCUGAAACUUAGCUAAUUUGUUUUCGCUGUUGUCCCAAAUGAAAUGCGGUGACUAUCCACAAAUUCCUCAACACAUACAGGAAGAGCAUAGAGAGAGACUCUUGAAGUUUCCCUAGGAAGUGUGCUAGAAAGAAAUUUGUACAGUCCUGCCGCUGUAGCAUCAUCAAGUCGUUUAACGAUACAUCUAUACAUAGACGCAUUGCCAUAUGUUUAGAUUAGCCAUAA
Molecule: messenger RNA, 1431 nt
Organism: Tripterygium wilfordii
Lineage: Eukaryota; Viridiplantae; Streptophyta; Magnoliopsida; Celastrales; Celastraceae
Product: phosphoglucan phosphatase LSF2, chloroplastic
Exons: 5
Coding region: 16-864 (282 amino acids)
Biological process (GO): protein dephosphorylation; starch catabolic process
Cellular component (GO): chloroplast
Molecular function (GO): protein tyrosine/serine/threonine phosphatase activity; carbohydrate phosphatase activity; starch binding
Source: RefSeq, a predicted model, not a curated record